Messenger RNA from Lagopus leucura (white-tailed ptarmigan), 2997 nucleotides. It is a transcript of the gene GNAL, whose product is annotated as G protein subunit alpha L. Gene Ontology annotation, cellular component: heterotrimeric G-protein complex. The transcript has 12 exons. The coding region runs from base 1 to 1461 and encodes 486 amino acids. The record is from RefSeq and is a predicted model, not a curated record. Gene Ontology annotation, molecular function: GTP binding; G protein-coupled receptor binding; G-protein beta/gamma-subunit complex binding. Gene Ontology annotation, biological process: adenylate cyclase-modulating G protein-coupled receptor signaling pathway. NCBI's taxonomy places the organism in Eukaryota, Metazoa, Chordata, Aves, Galliformes, Phasianidae.
AUGGGGCUCUGCUACAGCCUGCGCCCGCGGCUCUUCGGCGACGCCGGCGGCGGCUCCAUCUCGUCCGGCGCCGGCGCCGCCUCGGAGCCGGAGCCGCCGGCCGAGCCGCACGCCGCCCCGCAGCCGCAGCCUCUGGGCGAGGGCGCGCUGCUCCGGCCCGGCGGCAAGCCCGGCGGUGGCGAAGCGGACGGGCCGCCGCUGCUGCUGCAGAACGGCGGCGGCAACGGGGCGGCCCCCGAGCGGCCGUCGCUGCCCAAGGCCGGCGGCCCCGGCGGGGGAAAAGCGGCGCGGCAGCAGCAGACGCAGCACCCGCCGCCGGCCCUGCAGAGACCCUGGGAGAAGCUGCGCCUGGAGGAGCGGGAGGCGGAGAAGGAGGCGAGGAAAGUCAGCAAGAGCAUCGACCGGGCGCUCAAGGAGCAGAAGCGGGAGUACAAGCAGACGCACCGCCUGCUGCUGCUGGGGGCCGGCGAGUCGGGGAAAAGCACCAUCGUGAAACAGAUGAGGAUCCUGCACGUCAAUGGGUUCAACUCAGAAGAAAAGAAACAGAAAAUACUGGAUAUUCGGAAAAAUGUUAAAGAUGCGAUUGUGACUAUAGUUUCAGCUAUGAGCACUUUAAUACCCCCAGUUCCAUUGGCCAACCCAGAAAACCAAUUUCGAAUGGACUACAUCAAGAGCAUAGCUCCUCUUUCUGACUUUGACUAUACACAGGAAUUCUUUGAACAUGCGAAAAAGCUCUGGGAUGAUGAAGGCGUGAAAGCAUGCUUCGAGAGGUCAAACGAGUAUCAACUGAUUGACUGUGCGCAGUACUUUUUAGAAAGAAUCGACAGCGUCAGCAUGGAUGACUAUACACCCACAGAUCAGGACCUAUUACGAUGCAGAGUUUUGACAUCAGGGAUUUUUGAAACAAGGUUUCAAGUAGAUAAAGUAAAUUUCCACAUGUUUGAUGUAGGUGGCCAAAGAGAUGAGAGAAGAAAAUGGAUCCAAUGCUUUAACGAUGUCACGGCUAUAAUCUUUGUUGUGGCUUGCAGCAGCUACAACAUGGUAAUAAGGGAAGACAAUAACACAAACAGACUACGGGAAUCCCUGGACCUUUUCAAAAGUAUCUGGAAUAAUAGGUGGUUACGGACCAUUUCUAUCAUUUUAUUCUUGAAUAAGCAGGACAUGCUGGCUGAAAAAGUCUUGGCAGGGAAAUCAAAAAUUGAAGAUUACUUUCCUGAAUACGCGCAUUACACCGUACCUGAGGAUGCAACUCCAGAUGCAGGAGAAGACCCCAAAGUCACAAGAGCCAAGUUCUUCAUCCGGGAUGAGUUCUUAAGGAUAAGCACGGCGAGCGGAGACGGCCGGCACUACUGCUACCCGCACUUCACGUGCGCUGUGGACACAGAGAACAUCCGCAGAGUGUUCAACGACUGCAGGGACAUCAUCCAGAGGAUGCACCUCCGCCAGUACGAACUCUUGUGAGGGGAUCGCCGUGGAACCUGUGGUUUUAAAUUCUUUGCUCCUUACUCUUUCUCUUGAUACUACCCCACACAGGGUGGAAGAAUAUACUAUAGAAAUGUCAGUCUCUUCACUUGGUUUACUUUAAUUAUUUAACCGUAAAGCUGAUUUGAAGCAAGUUUGGGUUGGUUUUCCUUCAUGCUUUUUGGGACUAUUUUUGUGCUUUAUUUUGACAUGCCACUUCUUCGUCAUUCCACUAAGCCCUUUGGCUACCUCUGUUCCCUCGGGUUUUGUUGUUGAAAGCGAGCACGACCCGCGGCGCGUUGCGGCGGGUCGGUGCCAGUUUGGAGCGGGAUGUUGGCUGGACGACGCUAAGUCACGGCGCUCCCUCCGUGUGGGUUUCCUUUUUAACGUGACAUUGAAGAGUACUUGAUGGGUGAAAAAGAUUAAUGCACUUUGUAUCAGGUUAUUAAAUACUGUCGAGGAAGUAGACACACAAUGUAGCAGCACCACAAUAUUUAUUACUCCGUCACAGUUUUUAGCAUUUCUGAGUUGCAGGUCAACUGAUACGGUGACCUCCUCUUUUAAGCCGUUACUGGCGCAGGAAGUAGAGUAGAUACUGAGAGGAAUAGUGAAGACAAAGCAAUUUCUCUGGGGUUCCGGAGCUCAGCGUCUCUGCGCACCUCAGGUGUUUGAAUCACAGCUCCUUUUCAGCCUGUCGCAUCUAGGCAGAAAAUUGACCGCCCUCACUUACGUUGUUUGUGCUGUCCACAAAUGAUCCUUUUUGUUCCGAUCAUUCUUGGACGACGGUCCUCUCCCUAUAUAUAUUUUUUUGUUUUACUGCUGGUUUAUUAUAUUGUACAGACUGUAAAAUGUAAUAUUAUUUUGUACAACUUUAUUGAAGAAAAAUACUUGUAGAAGAUCUUUGUGCCUUGAUUAUGGCUGUACCUGUAAAAUGAGCUAAGAUGUAAGUAUGUUUUUGAUUGCGCUGUACAGCUUGAUGUCAACCUUACCUGCAGCAGUGACUGGAGGUAAGAACUUUAUCUGUAGAGUUUAGGGGUUUUUUUCUGGUUUAUAUAAAAAUGCUCUUUAGUAUAAAAAUUAUAAAUUAUGCAAAUUAACCACUUACCUUUCCCAGUGAGGUAUUACCGUCACCGGAUGUUGCAGCAAACAUGCCUUUCUCUUUCAAAGUCUCAGCUUUAAAACAUUGGAAUUCAUUCGAGUGUCCAAAUUGCAACCUGGUGUUGUUUUAAUGGGAACCGAGGAUUUAUUAUUAUUAUUAUUAUUCUUUUUUUCCUUUCUGUUUAGAAAAUAUGUUCGGUAAUUCUUCGGUCAUUCAUAGAACUUCACAAUGGCACAGACCGAUUGUGAACGUGCAAAGCAGCAUUCUGUAGAGCUCUUCGAUCUCUGUACCAACAGCGGCUUUCAUUGUGCAAGUAAAUAGCGAGAAAGAAGACAAAAGUUGUAUCGACCCUCGUGUCUGGCCUAAGAGAAUUACAAGAUGACAUUUUUAUUUCUCUUUUAAUAAAGAGACACGUUAGAAAAUUGUUUUAUUUUAAA